AUAGAGAUAAUCAACAUUAACGUAUCCCUAUCAUGUGUUACUUUAGGAGGGCACACUAUUGGGACUUCAGCAUGCCAAUUUUUCAGCUACAGACUAUACAACUACAGCAACACUGGUGCCCCUGACCCUGCCAUUGAUCCUGCAUUCCUUCCUCAACUCCAAUCGCUCUGCCCUCAAAAUGGUGAUGGUUCAAAGCGCAUCGCGCUUGACACUGGCAGCGUUGGCAAGUUCGACACGUCUUUUUUCACCAAUCUAGGAAAUGGUCGUGGAAUUCUUGAGUCUGAUCAGAAGUUAUGGACCGAUGCUUCGACAAAAACUUAUGUCCAACGGUACUUAGGUUUGAGAGGCUUGCUAGGGUUGGCUUUCGACGUGGAGUUUGGAAAGGCCAUGGUGAAGAUGGGCAACAUCGAGUUGAAGACUGGCACUAAUGGUGAAAUUCGGAAAGUGUGUUCUAAAAUUAAUUAAAAUGGAUAGGAUUUAAUUUUGCUAUAAGAGUUUGGAAAUUAAAUUAAUGUAUGUCACCAUGUUUUGUUCUUGCUCUCCAAAUUAGUUGGUCUAUUAGUGGGUUUGAUACCGAGUUAUUAUAAAAAUAAAUAAUAAAAAAUAAAUUAAAAAGAAAGGCGUAAGCUUGAUUAGGGUGUAGUGUAUUAAGCUUUGAAGAAAGCAAUACAUGAAAUUAGGUUUAUUAGUUUUUAUAUAUUGAUGAUUUCUCAAGUCUUGUAAUUUUUGGAUGAAAGAAAUAAAAUUUCAAUCUACUUUUUGUUAAUUGA
Camellia sinensis is the source of this 770-nucleotide messenger RNA. Lineage: Eukaryota; Viridiplantae; Streptophyta; Magnoliopsida; Ericales; Theaceae. The record is from RefSeq and is a predicted model, not a curated record.